Molecule: messenger RNA, 6049 nt
Organism: Harmonia axyridis
Lineage: Eukaryota; Metazoa; Arthropoda; Insecta; Coleoptera; Coccinellidae
Gene: e(y)3
Product: fap1 adhesin
Exons: 6
Coding region: 119-5944 (1941 amino acids)
Source: RefSeq, a predicted model, not a curated record
AUCGAAUAUCAAAGACACAGUUACUGAAAAUGUUUUCGAAGAAAACACAACAGAAGAAUCAUCAACAGAUGAAGUUGAAUGUGUCCAGCACAAAAUUGAACAUCAAAAUGAGAUACCCAUGGAAAUUGGACAGGAAAAUUUAGAAUCAUGUUCACUAAAAGGGGAAAUUGUAAUAUCAGAAUCAAUUGAUGACACACUCGUAACUGAUGCGGAGGUAGCUGAGGCAGUUAAUACGAUAUCAGAAUCUCUCGAUGACACUCUUGUAAGUGAUACAGAAGUAGUUAAGACAAUAUCAAAAUCGCCUGAUGUCACACUUGUAACCGAUGUGGAGGAAGCUGAGACAGUUGAGACAAUAUCAGAAUCACUUGUAACCGAUGCAGAGACAGUUGAGACAAUAUCAGAAUCGAUGGGUGAUACACUCGUAACUGAUGCGGAGAUAGUUGAGACAAUAUCAGAAUCACUUGUAACCGAUGCCGAGGCAGUUGAGACAAUAUCAGAAUCACUUGUAACCGAUGCCGAGACAGUUGAGACAAAAUCAGAAUCACUUGUAAUUUAUGCCGAGACAGUUGAGACUAUAUCAGAAUCACUUAUAACUGAUGCCGAGACAGUUGAGACAAUAUCAGAAUCACUUAUAACUGAUGCCGAGACAGUUGAGACAAUAUCAGAAAUGGCUGAUGACACACUUGUAACCGAUGAGAAGGUAGCUGAGACAAUAUCAGAAUCAAUUGAUGACACACAUGUAACCGAUGCAGAGGUAGCUGAGACUGUUGAGACAAUAUCUGAAUCAAUUGAAGACACACUUGUAACCGAUGCAGAGGUAGCCGAGACUGUUGAGACAAUAUCUGAAUCAAUUGAUGACACACUUGUAACUGAUGCAGAGGUAGAUGAGGCAGUUGUGACAAUAUCAGAACCGAUGAAUAACACACUCGUAACCCAUGCGAAGGUAGCUGAGACAGUAAAGACAAUAUCAGAAUCAAUUGAUGAUACACUUGUAACCGAUACGGAGGUAGUUGAAACAGUUAAGGAAAUAUCAGAAUCGCUUGAUGACACUAUUGUAACAGAAAUGGAAGUAGUUGAGACAGUUACAGAAAAAAAAUUAGAUUCUUCUAGUGAGGACAUUAUCAAGGCAGCUGAAUCAAGUAAUGACGAUAAUCAUUCUGAAGAAAAUUUGAUUGAAAAACAAGAAUCAGAAGAAAUUACCGAAAAAGAACCAGUAGAGGAAAUUGCAGAGCAGAUCCAACCUUCUUCGAGUGAAACUCAAGUUGAAGUGGUUCAAGAAAAUACCUCAGAAACAAUAUCUUCUAUAUGUGAACCUUCAGAAGAACAGGAACAAGAUAAUAUUGACACCCAACCAAUUCAAAUGGGAGAUCACAAAGUAGAGCAAAGACUAGAAAAUGUUGAUCAGGUCAGUAUAGAAUGCGUAUCUGAAAGAGGUGAUGCUGAAAUGGUGGAAGAAGACAAAAAGAUUGAAUUAACAGAACCAAUGAAGAAAUCUGAUGAAGAACCUUGUUCGAUUUCGACACCAGAAGCUGAGAAAUCUACUACUGAAGAUACAGCAGCAUCAGAGUUGCCUGAAGUCAGUGAAGUUGAUGAUUUGAGAACUAAUAUUGUAGACAAUGAGGAACCGGAUUCAAUUCCAACCCAAAAUAUUGAGGAAUUUAUGGAUGUCACUACGGAGCCUUCAGAAUCUGCUGUCGACCAAACAACUGAUAACUCUGAACUGAAAUCUGCUGAAGAUAAUUUAGUACCAGUUGAGGAAGAACCUUGUGUUAAGAAGGUGAUUAUAUAUGAACAUGACUGUCGAAUCGACCAAACUGAAGAUAAAUCUGAAAAUGAUGCUGCUAUCUUGAGUACUCAUAUAACUGAAACUCAAGAAAAAGAACCUGAAGAUCCUCUUGUCCAAGAAGCUGGAGAAUUUUGUUCCACUCUUUCUCAUGAUCUAGAUAGAAAAAAAGUUGAAAGUGAAGAACCAACGAUUUCUCAAGACGAAGAUCCAGCAGUAAUUGAAGAAGUAUUUGAGCAGCAGGAACAAAUAGUUCAUGAAGACAAUAUUCAAAGUAAUCAGACGGAAGAGGUUUCCAGUUCAGAUCAACAAGAAAUUCCAGAACUGGCAGAAAAAACACAUGAAAAUGUUGAUCACAACGCUGAACCAACAAUGGAAGAUCAAACCUCAGCUGCUGUACAGUCAAUUUUGGACAAUAUGCUAACUGAAGAGAGAAGCAGAGAAAGAGUAAUAGAAAAAGAAGAGCCACAGGUGGUGCAUUCUAGUUACUCUUCAUACGAAGUGCAAAAAGCUGUACAAGAAAUACAAGGUAUAAGCCUACCAGAAAACAUUGUUGAAAUGUCUGCUGAAGAGAUUGAAUGCAUCUCCAGUUCAGAAAAAUUAUGCGAAUCUGAAAAGGCUGUAUUGGAAGAGGAAAAUAUUGUGGUACCAAACAUGGAAGACCAGAAAGAAGUUGAACCUGAAAUUGGUGAAAGUGAAGCACUGAAGGAAACAACUAUUUCCAAACCAGAUAGCAUUCAGACUAUUGAAACUACUGAAUAUGUUGGACCAGAAGAAAUGUUUAAAGACAAAGUUGAAAGUAUUGAUGAAUCCCCAAAUAGUCCAUUGAGCAAUACUGAAAAUCAGGAAUCUGUAACGCAUAGUGAUGUACUAGAUGGAGAAGAUGCUGAUGCAAGGAUAAUUGAACAAGUACCAUCAGCCGCAAAGUAUUCUUCUGAGACAAGAGACCAGCAGGAUCCAGUUGUUAUACCAUCUAUUGAUUUGAGUGAAGAGUCUUCCAGCGAAGAUGCUUCAGAUGAAGACAAUAGACAUGUAGUUUCAUCAUCAGUUCAGAGCAAUUUUUUCACGAAAGAAUCUCAUGCUGACAUUAAAGCAGCAUCUUCUAAAACACCAUCUAAAGCUGAUAAAGUUUCUAGUAACUCGCAGUUUAAAAACGAAUCCAAGAAGUUCUCCCCUAGAGAAACUCGUCACAGCUCUAGAAUAAGCGAAAAGCUGAAACCCCACAGUCUGAAGGAUGACAUUGACCAACCACUCUCAGUUAACAUAGAUGAUAUCGAGAGGGAAAAGCCAUAUAGUCCUAAAAUUACUAUAAAACCUAUAAAAGAGGAUGAACCAAAUGAGGACAAAGAAGAGCACAAAGGUUCUUUGAAAAUCACAAUAACCAAACAAUCAGACAAUACGCAUUCUAUUCUAAAAAUGUGCAGUCCUGAUGUUGAUCAUCGACAGAAGCAAACCGAAAGCGAAGAAUCAAAUGUGGUUCCAAAAUUGGUCAUCAAGACUUCGGAUACACAUUCGGAACAGAAUAGUCCUAAGAUAUCGACAAGAAGUUCUAAACAGGUUAUACCGGCCAAUUCCAAUAUAAGAUCGGGCAGUCCCAGAAUUACAAUUAAACCCAUUGUUAAACCGGAGGUUAGAGAAACUAUUGCAAGUCCAUUAAAAAUUACCAUCAAACCAAUAGGAAAACCCGAGGAGUUUUCGAGGCAGCAGCAAAGACAUAGUCCAAAACAAAGUAAGAACAAAAGUGAUGAUGACCAUUACAGUACUCGAAGCAAAGUGCCAAAAACGUCUGAAAAUUCUGAUGUUCAUAGCCCGAAGGUCACAAUAAAACCUGUUAAACAUCCAGAAGAAUCGGAGGUGGUCUCCACGCCAAAGAUCACUAUCAAACCAAUAGAAAAACCCGAAGAAGCCAGAGUUAGCCCCAAGAUCACUAUAAAACCUGUAGUGAGACCAAUUGAAGUAGAGGCAGAAGUGGAAGAUGAAGUGAAAGAAAGGAUAGUACUCAAAAUAAACAAGGGUAAUCUACCUGCCAAAGACACUGAGAGAAUCGGCAGAGAAUCUAGGAAACGAGAACUCGAAGAUGAUAAAUCCGAAAAAUUGGCCAAGAUAAAAUUGAAAUUUUCAAAGGAUGGUGACGCUCACAUCGUUCAUAAGGGCACGGACGCUCCUACCCAUAAGAGACAGCAUGAUUUUGAGAAUGAGAGAUCGAAGAGGUUCAAGGCGGAUGUUACGACAGACAGUGAUGACGAUGUCAAGCUAAUUGAAAACACUCAAUCUCCAAUUGUGAUCAGUGAGGAUUCUCAAUCGCAAGACAGUGUUAUCCUUAUAGAGGACGCUAAGGAUCCGUUGGCACUGGCGCCAACACCAGAGCCUAUAACUCCUGUCGUUCCCGUCAGUGCCCCUAGAAAACGGGGAAGACCACGAAAAGUGCCCUUGGUUGCUAGGGAAGAUUUUGGCAGCGAUAUGAAAGACAGAAUGACCCAACCUAUAACUCCAGUUUCUGUUUCAAGCGUGGAACAGCCCGCUGAGGGGGAAUCCACAGGCAGACCGAAGAGGAGUUGUCGUGCCCAGUCCGUUCGUGAUACGUUAGGGAUCAAACCAAGGAAGCCUUCGAAACCUAGAGGGGGUAAACGAGGUGCUAAAGCGAACUCGUCAAAAGCAGAAAAGGACCAUGGAUUAUUAAGUGUGACGAAAAUUGAGGUUACUCCGAGAAGUUCGUUGACGGAAGAAGCUCUGCAAGACGCGCGCAGUUCCAAAACAUUGAAGGUGGAAGAAGUCAACAAGGAAGAACAGAUCAAACCUUUCGGAUUGAAGCGACUCCUUGAGGCGGCCAUAGAUCAAAACAUAAUAGAAGUUAUUGAAAUAGACUCGCCAAGUAAUUCCCCCAAAUGUUUGGAUAAAAUCGAAGAGGAAGAUGGUGUUGUAGAGGUAAAACCGCUGGAAUAUAUCGAUAAUCCAGAUAAAGAUAUCAGUUUUUCUGGCAAUAUCGGCGAGAUCAAAGAGUUCGAGAUUCAAAAGGUUGAGUCGCUCAAUGACGGUUGUAACAAGGAUCCUUCUGAAUUUGGUGGGGCUGACGCAGCGGCAUCUGACGUGGAGAUGCAGCCUCCGACUCCUGUUUUUGCACCACCUUUGAGCGAGGUCACCACUGUAGACAUCAACAGCACAUCUGAUAUAGCUAUGUUUGAGGAGGAAACUAGGAUGAGUGCAGAUGCUAACAGCAGAGCGCAAACUCCUGCAAAACAGGUGGUAUCGGCAGAUGUAGUGGUGGAAGAAUCGCAGAGCUCAGUACAGAGUACAGCGACCACAGAAAGCGGCAAGAUCAGUAGAAGAAGCCGGCUUGAGGUCCAUCAGGAUCAAGACGGAUCUGUCUUCACCGCUGAUCAACUCAACGAAUACUAUUGGGGUGGUAAUGGACCCUUCAUGAUACAAGAGCAAGUUGCUCAAUUCUUGGGCAUCAAGUCCUUCAAGAGGAAAUAUCCUGGAAUUCCCAGAAGGAUGGUGGACAUGCAAGAGAGGGAUUAUAUCAGAGAAAACGGUUUAGCUUCCGAAUCGAUGUGCGAUUUGGGGCUCACUGCCGUGAAUAGUGCAGAUAUUUUGGACAUUAUGUAUACGGAUUUCCAAGAAAAAUAUGAAGAAUUUUGUAGGUUCCAGAGAGAUAAGCAGGCUAAAGACCUUUUGAACAAACAGAAAGCCUUAUCAUUGGCGACUAAUCAAGAGAAAAGUAAACUAGACAUACUAGAGCAAGCUGUGCAGUCGGCGGCUGCUUACAAUGCCAAUUUCAAUAAAACGAGGAGAGAACAAAGAAGAGCAUGUAUGGAUCUGCAGACAAUGAACAUUCAUUAUCCUAAAGGAAGACUGAAGAAAAUAAGUAUGCCAAAAAUUGGUAACUAUCCUGUGGCAGUGGUACCAGGACAGUUCACAGAUUAUUAUAAGGAAUUCACCCCCACUGAACUCAACAACCUUCCUCUCAACACCAUGCUGUACACUGAACUUCAUAAAAUCCUACCGGAAGCGAGUGAUAGUGAUUCCGACAGUUCUGGAUCAGAUUCGGACGAUUCCAGUUCUUCUGGCUCGGAAUCUAAUUCAUCGUGUGAAGAUAACUGUAAAAUGUGUGAGAAGGGCAGUUUGACUCCUAGAAAAUCGCCUGUUCAUUCUAGUAUAUAAGUACAUAUAAUUGAAUAGUUAAUAUUUUUAAAUUUAAACUUGUACAUAAAAUAUAAUUAUACUAUAUAGAUCGUAACUAAUCAGUAAUAAAUGGAUCAUGUUCUA